GCAUGCGUUGUGACUCAACAAAGGCGGAAGUGUACAGGAAAUUGAAAUUGUCGUCCAUUUUAUUGUGUUUGUAAAUAUUUUCGAAAAUACUGGAAAAAUGAGUUAGAAAAUGAAGCCGAAAACAAACCGACGGGGCAAAGAAAGGGCUAGCGACAAGGACACCGUUGUCGCUUACCAUGAGUUUAUUCAGGGACGAAUUCACGGCGAACUAAAUGGUGUCUCGAUAGGUCCAGGUUACCUGUUCUCUAAAAUCGCCUUAUGCCUGGUCAUUUUUGGGGCAAUCUGCCUCGUAAUAGGUUGUUUGCUUAUCACCCUUCGCCACCGACAUGUCUACCUUGUGGAUUGGAAUGCCCAGUUUUUGGGUCCGUUCUUCGUGGCAAUGUUCCUCUUGUGUUGUGGUAUUGCAGUCUUCCUAUUGCAAAUAGCAAGAAACAGAACAAACCAAUACCGCAAAGAUUUGGCAUUUCGACCCAUUGGUGACUAUGGUGUUGCUGUUGUCCACAAAAGCAAGCUGUCCUACGAAGAGCAAAAGAAGACAGAGUUGAAGUCUGGAACCACGCCACACAAUGUUCGUCACCCUGGACGGCCGGGUGUGAAUGACAGAGGUAACCAGGGUGAUUAUAGCAAGCCACGUGGCUAUGAUAACCGUGGUUACAAAGACGACCGCGAUAGACCGCGUGACAAUCGUGACGGACGUGACCGACCACGACGUCAACCACAAGACGAACAUGACCGACCACUUAAGCGUGACAUGGACAGACCAGAUGAAAAGGAACGAGGGCGUCGACCUCCCGAUGAUAGAGAUCGUCGCCGUCGGCCACCAGAUGAUGAGGAGCGCAAACGAAGACCUCCAGAUGACAGACGGCGGCCACCUGAUGACAGAAGGGGACCUGAUGACAGAGACCGCUCAAGGAGGCCACCACAAGGUCCAGAAGAUGAAAAACGCAGGGCAGAGGCUCGACGAAGAUACGAGGAUGACAAGAGAAGGCGACUUGAGGAGGACAGAAGGCGGGCUGAACUCAGGAAGCAGGCAGAGGCUAACUCACAACCGCAAGGUGAUGAACGAGGAGUGGACGUGGACCCUGGAUCUCGGACAUACCAGAUACAGACCACAGUACGCUUACAACGUGACCAACAAGGCAUGGACGAGUCUGACCUCUAGAUCUGCUGUGUCUUUACACAUUGCGACAUAUCUUUGUGAAUGGUUUAUUGUGCAAAUUUAAUUUACCCUUGUCUAUGACAUAGCAAUAUUCAAUAUUGUGUAACAGUUACAAGUCCGAAUUGUAGAUCUGCUUACACAGCUUAUUGUGUAAUAAUUAUGAAUUCAAUAAUCAGAUUGGUCUUUUAUUGAACAGAGAAAAUUAUAAAACAAUCUCCCAAACAGUUUUUAGCUCUACUGGUAAACGGCACGAAUCAUGUGAUGACGCGGUGUUUGUCGCCUUUGACUCUGUAUACAACUACUUGUGAACGUGAUUUAGUCUUCAGUUUUUAUUUUAUUUUUAACAAACUUAAACAGUAGUUAGAUAUACAUCAGAACUCUGUUCCUUUUUUAAACCAGCCAGAUCUGCCAAUUCAUGACUGGAUUAUGGCUCUCGAAAUGAUCAAAAUUGCUAUUAUAACCAAGUGAUGCAGUCAAAGGGAGACAACCUGUUUUCAAAUAGUGUACCCUUUUUGUUCUAAUUACCUUUGUUUUGUUAGAGGUGAAAAUUACAGUCCAAGAGAGUAAACCUGUACCCAGAAAGUGCAGUUGGUUUACUCCCUUUCAUGCUCUGAUUUGAAAUUGACUUAAAAAGCCAUGCCAGUAAAGCAUUGGUCAUUAUGGGCUUCUUGUUUUUGUAUCUCAUUAAGUAUGUUUUUUUAAACACAAAGUGACGUCUUGUAAAAACAUGGAUGAUACAUAUAUUUAUACUGUUAUAUAUUAUUCCUCUGAAUCCAUCCUCUUUCAAGCAAUUAAAUAUAUUAAACAAGUGCUAUAAAUCUUUCACAAAAUUCUGUGACUUUCCAUGUUGGUUGUCUAGCUGGUUCAUAUAAGGAUGUCUUAAAGCUUUGUCCAUAGAUUUCAUUGAUGUAUAAAAAUUAAAAAUGGACUAUAAUGUGUACAUAUCAUAUGUUUAUGGUUUUACAUUCCUAUAGUGUUUUAGGCACGAAACCCAUAAUGACCAUUUUUGUUAAAAAUGAAACAAAGUUUAAGAUGUAUCCUAGUGUCGUAGAAUAAGAUAGGUCUACAAUUUUGUCUGAAACUUGUAAAAUUUAUUGUCAAGUCUCGACCGCUAUUUCUUAUACACAAUAGUAUGCAUUUUUCGGCAGUAUACAUGUACUUCCAAUUAUUUGUAUAUAGAUCAUCAUCAUAUAUUUUUUAUACAGCUUGUAUUUGUAACCAUUCCAUGUAUUUUAUAAACUGUAUAUAGUGUCAUUCUGCCACAUUUGUAAAUUCUUAACAUUUGCAAUCAUAUCAUAAAAACAACAUUAAAUGUAUGUAAAAAUAAUGAAACCCAAUACAACACAUCUUAGGCUGAACAAAAAUAAUGUGGAUCCAGUAACCAGGCUUAUUUUUAAGUUCCAAAAGUAAAUUAAUUUUAACAGUAUUGUACAAGUUAUUCAAGGCGAUGCAGUUUACUUAUAUUGUGCUGCUUAAUGUUAGCAAUAUGAACAAAACAAUGAGAACACAAUAAAAAAUAUCCUGCCUAGGAUUGUCUCAGCAUGUUACAGGAACCACAUUUUUUAUGUUUGGCCUUAUAACACAUUCCAUUUUUGAACAUGAAUUCAAUAUCUCUUCAAUGUAUAAAGAAAUAUGGUAAUCAUUAGGUUUUCUUAAACUUUGUACAUAACUGAAUUUUAUACACAUUAAAUAAAACCAGAAAACCA
Molecule: messenger RNA, 2865 nt
Organism: Mya arenaria
Lineage: Eukaryota; Metazoa; Mollusca; Bivalvia; Myida; Myidae
Product: pre-mRNA-splicing factor CWC22 homolog
Exons: 5
Coding region: 110-1162 (350 amino acids)
Source: RefSeq, a predicted model, not a curated record